AUGGCCGACAAUUCCAACGGCGUAAACCACAAUGCCAACGGUGUGGAGAGCGCCACAGAGUACACGACAGACAAGAAGGGCGCCUAUGACAAUGGUGCCAUCAACGUAGCUCCUGCCUACUCGAACGACCCCGGAGCCGACCCCGAGAAACACGGUCACUAUGUGGAGCAUGCACACGGCACCGGCACCUUGGAACCUGUCUACAACGAGCAUGGUGAAAUCGAGGGAGGUACCCAGCGUCUGCUCAAGCAGCGUCACAUGGCAAUGAUCGCUAUCGGUGGUGCUAUCGGUACUGGUCUUUUUGUCGGUUCCGGCUCUGCGUUGGCGAGUGGUGGCCCCGUCGCGCUGUGGAUCGGCUACUGCCUGAUGGCGACCAUGGUGUAUGCCAUGAUGGUCGCCCUCGGUGAGAUGGCCACCCUCUUCCCCGUCGCUGGCGCGUUCACCCACUAUGCCUCGCGCUUCGUCGACGAGUCCCUCGGUUUUGCCAUGGGCUUCAACUACUGGUACUCGUGGGCUAUCACUCUGCCCACCGAGCUGUCUGCUGCGGCCAUUGUCAUCUCGUACUGGGACGACAACACCUCCCACACCGCCGCCUACAUUACCGUCUGCCUGGUCAUGGUCUGGGUCAUCAACCUGUUCGGCGCUCGCGCUUACGGUGAGGCCGAGUUCUGGUUCUCCACCAUCAAGGUCGUCACCAUCAUUGGCUUGAUCAUCUUGUCGCUUGUCCUCAUGUGUGGCGGUGGUCCCACCCACGACGCUAUCGGUUUCCGCUACUGGCGCAACCCCGGUCCCUUCAACCACCUUGCUGCUGGCGACGGUUACAUACCAGGUGCCUGGGGCGAGUUCCUUGCCUUCUGGUCUGUCUUUGUCCAGGCUGCGUUUUCGUUCAUCGGUACUGAAAUCAUUGGUGUGACUGUCGGCGAGGCCUCCAACCCCCGCAAGACUGUCCCCAAGGCCAUCAAGCGCGUCUUCUUCCGUCUCGUGGUCUUCUACGUGCUCGGUAUCUUCUUCAUCUCCGUCCUCGUUCCUUACAACGACCCCCGCCUCCUCAACGCCAAGUCGGGUACCGCUGCCGCCUCGCCCUGGGUUAUCGCCAUUGAGAACGCCCAGAUCAAAGUCCUCCCGUCCAUCGUCAACGCCGUCAUUCUCAUCUCGGCCUGGUCGGCUGGUAACUCUGACCUCUAUGCCGCGUCGCGUACCAUGUACGCGCUUGCGCUCGAGGGCAAGAUGCCCAAGAUCUUCCGUCGCUGCACCAAGGGCGGUCUCCCCAUCUACUGCGUUUGUGUCACCGGUAUCUUUGGUGUGCUGGCAUACUUGUCCUGCGGCAACGGCAAUGCCCAGACGGCCUUCGACUGGCUCUACAACCUCAGUGCCAUCACCGGCUUGCUCACGUGGUGGACCAUUUUGCUCAGUUACCUCCGCUUCUACUACGGUCUGAAGGCGCAAGGCAUCUCGCGCGACUCCUUCCCCUUCAGGGCUCCCUGGCAGCCAUGGCUUUCAUGGUAUGGAAUCAUCUGGUUCAGCCUGAUCGUGUUUUUCAACGGCUUUACCGUCUUUGUCAAGGGCAACUGGGACGUGUCGAGUUUCAUUGCGGCGUACAUCACCGUCCCCAUCUUCUUCGGCGCAUGGAUCAUCUGGAAGGUCGUCAAGCGCACGAGGUUCAUCCCCCUCAAAGAGAUUGACUUUACGUCUGGCCGUCGUGAGCUCGACGAGAUGGAGGAGCUCGACAACGUGCGCUACAAGCCCGACACGAUGUGGAAGAAGAUUCUCUCCACGGUCUUCUAA
Molecule: messenger RNA, 1785 nt
Organism: Apiotrichum porosum
Lineage: Eukaryota; Fungi; Basidiomycota; Tremellomycetes; Trichosporonales; Trichosporonaceae
Exons: 10
Coding region: 1-1785 (594 amino acids)
Biological process (GO): amino acid transmembrane transport
Cellular component (GO): membrane
Molecular function (GO): amino acid transmembrane transporter activity
Source: RefSeq, a predicted model, not a curated record